AUGGGCGCCUCGGUCGGUGUGGUGCUGCUGGGAUGCGCGGCCAUGUUCUAUCAAUCGUGGUACAAGGCUAGAGUUUUGAAAAAGAUGGAAAUGGCGUUUGACGCGGGAUACGAUCCAGUGUUGGCCUUGGCCAAAAAGAGCGAGAAGCUGGCUCAUGUUACGAUUGAGCCUAUGCGGGAGGAGGAAGAGCUGGUGAGGAGAAUCGUGGAGGGCAAAGAAGCUGGUAGAUACUUUUUGAUACUCGGCAGCAAGGGAUCGGGCAAGACGACUGCGCUUGUUGAUGCCAUGGCAUCCAUCGAUGCCGAAGGUUGCGCCUUUUUCGAAGCGCAUCAGACGCCCGAAAUCGUAGUCGAUCGAUUCAGCGAGAGCAUCAACUACAGCAUGAAUCGGGAUUACCUGGGAAACUUGCUGGGAUUGUCGGAUCAAUCCGGCAUGACGGCCUAUCAAGCCCUAGAGCGAGCUUUGCACAAGCUGGAAAAGGCGCUGCAGAGGUAUGCGACCAACAGAAGCCGGCCGGCAGUCAUCAUUAUGAACAGCGCUCAUCUGUUGCCUCGAGAUGAAGAUGGCAUCAAGAUGUUGCAGCUCUUUCAACAACGUGCAGAGAGGUGGGCCAGCGCGGGAUGUGCGACCAUCGUCUUCACCAGCAACGAUUAUUGGGUGUACGACACGCUGCGAAAGAAUUCCAACAGGAUGGACACUUUGACAUUUAAGGAUCUUUCGCGCACGCAAGCCAUGCGAGCUUUGGCCGAGUGUCGCGAGCAGUAUUGGGGUUCGAGCAAACUGUCGCAGGAUAUCGCCGAUGGAGUUUUGGAGGAGGUGUAUCAGACAGUCGGAGGUAGGAUAGCCUUGCUGAACAAGAUUGCGAGGAGGGAAGAUAUGAGAAAAGCAGCGGAACAGUUGAUCAAAGAUGAUCUGGCUUGGUUGUUGAGCAAGACUGGAAUCAUCGAGGAUCACGAUGAUGAUGUGAUGGAUGAGCAAAAGUGGUCCACCUGUUCCUGGCUGCUCUUUGUCGAAUUGGCAAAAAGGCAAAAGGCGAUGGAAGAGGAGGCGAGCAUUGCCCUGCUGGACCCUGCUGGUCGGUAUAGCAAGGACUCUGCUACGAACGUGACGGCACAGCAUCACCUCUCUUCUCCCACUGCCGUCUUCGAAGCAUCCGUCAAGGGCGACUCGAUCAUUUCGAAGAGGUCCUCAUUGGCUCAGGACGACGCGACGGAUCCUACGCACGAUGUCGAGUUCAGUCUGCCUGGCGAUGUGCCCAAUCCUAGUCUGACGUGGGGCGAAGCUCGUCAAGUGAUGACCAGGCCCGACUUUAUUCUGGAUCUGGACCACUCCAACAUUAUUUCCAUAGAUCGACACCAUCAAGUUCGGGCAGAUUCCAUGCCCAUGCUAAGGGCUUUUAGAUUACAAGCAGAGGAACCAGAAUACGAAGAGAAGCUCGAAUCAGUCAUGGACCGCGUGUCUGCCAUCGAGUCGCUCGGGCGUACAAGAGAGCUGGUGUGGAAAGAACAGGGCAACAAGGGCAAAUUCGUGAUUAGGCAAGACAACAAGGGAAGAGAGUUGGAAAGCUGGAGGUUGUUGGGCGGCGACGACCGUUUGGAGAGGCAAGAAGACGUGGCUUCGGGCAUGGAGUAG
Messenger RNA from Ceraceosorus guamensis, 1632 nucleotides. RefSeq lists its product as hypothetical. NCBI's taxonomy places the organism in Eukaryota, Fungi, Basidiomycota, Exobasidiomycetes, Ceraceosorales, Ceraceosoraceae. The transcript is spliced from 5 exons. The coding region runs from base 1 to 1632 and encodes 543 amino acids. The record is from RefSeq and is a predicted model, not a curated record.